Thermochaetoides thermophila DSM 1495 is the source of this 1023-nucleotide messenger RNA. RefSeq lists its product as uncharacterized. NCBI's taxonomy places the organism in Eukaryota, Fungi, Ascomycota, Sordariomycetes, Sordariales, Chaetomiaceae. Gene Ontology annotation, cellular component: mediator complex. Gene Ontology annotation, biological process: regulation of transcription by RNA polymerase II. The record is from RefSeq and is a predicted model, not a curated record. The transcript has 4 exons. Bases 1 to 1023 code for a protein of 340 amino acids. Gene Ontology annotation, molecular function: transcription coregulator activity.
AUGCCGUACGAGAUCUUCCUCGCAGGCGUAGUCUCCGACAACGAUGAAGCCAAGGCACGCGCUGUUCUUGGUGGUUUCACUGAGAUGCGCGAGCACCAUCGCUUCACUCGCGUCCAGCACUACGAACCACAGGACAUCAAGAUUAGGGGUUUCCCCACUAUCAAGGAGCUGCUGAAGGAGCGUGGCCCGACUACAGCGCUCUACCAGGAGCUGCACAACAUCUUAGUUCGGCAGCCUUACACUCUUCAGAUCCGUACCAAUAUUACCGAUGCCAUCUUGGGUCCUGCUCAAGCCGGUGCUGAGGCGGCUCCUCAUGGCACUGUUUCUGGUGGCAAACCACAUAUCUUGCGCUGGUCUGAUAUUCCGGAUCCCCCCAACCAGCGCAUUCCUCCUUUCAUCACCCAGCGCAAGAUCAUCGAGAUUCCUGAUCAAAGAGCCCCUCGCAUCCUUGCUGCCAGCAAGUUCAGGAACAAGUCGGACCUGGUUGAGGAAUCCUACCACUGGUGGUUCAACGACGUCGAGUACUCCAUGGUCCGUACCUACUUAAUCUCCCUGGAUCCCAGCCCGCAGACUACAGACCAAGUCCCCAGCCUCGCCGGUCUCGAGCCCAUCGGCGACUUUUGGCUCCUGUACGUCCGCAUGCGUGUCGAGGCGACACCCGACCGCAUGCAGCAGGCCCACAACCAGUUGCAGCAGAUCCGGGACCAGCUGUUGGGCGUCUUCGAAUUCAAAGUCUGGGAUCGUCGCGCUCACGAUACCAGGAUCAUGGAACAACCGACGCAGGGUAAUGGCAAUGUCAUUGGAGACGCGCACAAUUCCAACAAAAAAAGCAACGGAGUGUCCCCGACCACCGCUUCAUCGUCGGAGGAGGUCAGUCCCGUUGACAGCCAGUUGACGAUCCCUCUCCCUGAUGAUGACGACGGUGAUAACGUUGAGGACACUCCCGACACAGAGAUGGACGAGGACGACGACGAGUCCGAGUACGAUUCGGAUUCGGAGCGCGAUUGGCCCAAGGAUGACUGA